CCCAGAAGACACACGAGAAAAUUGUAGGUUCCUCUGGUGAGCAGGGUGUACGAGGCUUGAAUACUGACCUUGGGGGUUCAGAUAUAAGGUUUGCCAUACGUGCAGAUGUCCAGCAGAGAACAGAACCUAUCGAGACCGCGAUCCGACAUGUCCGGAGCUGGUUUCAGUCAAUCACUAGAUCGUGGUCGAGCAUGAUUGUGGCCACAAUGGUGGCGAUAUUGUCAAUCAAUGCAGUGCGAUCAAUAUUCCAGCCAGUCACAUUACGACCGUCACCGGAUCUGGUCAAGGUCGCCGGCAUCGCGCGAUCUUUUGAGCCGCUUAUAUACUACUCAGAGAACGGCAUCGCGCAAGUCGGAGACCUUCAAGCUACCGGAGUUGCGGUGUGGGACCUUGGCGAGAGCGUUCGCCAGAGCAACAUGACUUCGGCUCCAAUCAUCGUCAAAUCUCUUGAUGAGCUCUCCGACAGUCUCAAAACGCUUGCGAUAGAGUUGACAAAGUUCUUUGCCAACGUGGAUGGCGACAUUGAUGGCAUUCUGAUCGUCAUGGAUUGGGCCCGAAGAGAGCUGGCUCAGGUCCAAGCCGUCCCGAGCCCACCGUUCGUCACGGCAUUUUCGAAUAUUCAUAAUGUGCUAUGCGCCACUGGCGUCCUGGAGAACCCUGCUACCGGGGCUCCGACGCGACUUGGGGCUCUCACGACCGGUCUCUUUGGCAUGUCGCAACCGCAGCGAACACGGAGCACACUGCAGCGCACAUUUACCGAAUUUCUGUCCGUUCUAGAGGAGGCCAUUGAGAACGAACUACAGCACUCUCUCGCCCUUUUUGGCCUGUUUGAGGCUAUUGACCGGCAGUUCCUGAACCUUGCUCGGACUGUGGUCCGCGAGUCGUCACUGCAGGACGAGCAGCACGCCGACCUGCUGUCGUCUCUGUGGACGCGCAUCCUUGGUGCAAAGGGCAGCGAAGUCAAAAAGUACGAGCGCAACCGAGAGCUCCUGCAGAACGUGCGGGAGAAGACGGUGCGCAACAAAGGCAUCUUGGUCGAACACAAUGGCAAGCUCAUGACGCUGAAGGCGAAUCUCGAGUCGCUCCGGCGCAAGCUGGUCAGCCCGCUCGUGCGCAGCGUCAACUCGAGCACUGUGACUGUUGAGGAGCAAAUCAAAGGCCUCGAGGACGUCGGCCUAUAUCUCGAGGGCGUGCGCGCGCGGCAGAAGGGCAAGCUGAUGGAGAUGCUGUACGGGGCUGGGAGCAACAGCCACCAUCGCCGAGACGAGCACGCGAGGAUGAUUGAGGGCGAUGGUGCCAGCGGUGGGUGGUAGAUAUAAUUGGGUGGACGUCGCGAAUCUAGCUUUGUCGUUUGCGGGCGUACAUGGGUCGGCGUUUGCUAGGAUUCUAACACCUUGGCUGGUUAUUUUGUUUAUAUGGAGGUGGACAGACAUGAUUUCGAUAGCCUUGAGAUGGAUCAAGCCGGACAGGACAGGGCAGGACAGGGCAAGGUACCUAGGUAGACAGGCAUGGUCGUCACUGGCGGCUGGUAUGGUGGGAAACAGGCAUCCUUUGUAUUUACUGCGAGAGCAUGGAACAAAUCAUGUAGGUGGUUAGCAUGGACGACCGCACAUUUCUGAACAUUUGCAUAUUCACAUAAA
Messenger RNA from Microdochium trichocladiopsis, 1640 nucleotides. RefSeq lists its product as uncharacterized. Bases 192 to 1313 code for a protein of 373 amino acids. The record is from RefSeq and is a predicted model, not a curated record. The transcript has a single exon. Lineage: Eukaryota; Fungi; Ascomycota; Sordariomycetes; Xylariales; Microdochiaceae.